Mitosporidium daphniae is the source of this 316-nucleotide messenger RNA. RefSeq lists its product as uncharacterized. The transcript has a single exon. The record is from RefSeq and is a predicted model, not a curated record. Lineage: Eukaryota; Fungi; Microsporidia. The annotation marks the transcript as partial.
AUGAGCGUUCAAAAGCUUUUACUUCUUGUAGUUUUCCUUGUAUUUUUUGCUCUCCCCUCACUGCAACAUGAAGGGCUAGAUCAAACCGAAGAUGAACGACAAGAUUCUGGGACUUUGCAUGAUAUAAUUCGUGAUCACCCUUCUAAUGUUCCUAGUACACAAGAUAGAAUUUUGAAUCAUAUGUAUGAUAUUCUGGCUAGGGCGACGACUGAGAUGGGUGAGAAUUUUGAUAGGGCGAGGACUGAGAUGGGUGAGAAUUUUGAUAGGGCGAAGACUGAGAUGGGUGAGAAUUUUGAUAGGGCGAAGACUGAGAUGG